UACCGAACAGCGCCAGCACAGAACAACAGAACAUCAUGAACUCCGCCAAAGUCACCGUCUUGUUCCUGAUCGCCAUCAGCAUUUCGAUUUCCAUUGCAAGCAACAAAAGAGAAAUGGAUAGAUCAGUAUCAACAUCAACAUCAGCUUCAACAUCAACAUCAACAUCAACAUCAACUUCAUCCUCUACAUCUUCGUCUACUGAAAAUGGAGCACCCGGAUUUGCACCUUCAAUUCUCGGAGCCAACGGACAAGAAUGCGUCGGAGAUGGUUGUAUCCCCUUGGACGGUGCAGCAGUUCUGGUCGAUCCUCCAGUUAUCGAUGUUGGAGAGCCUGCUCAGUGAACAAGCAGAAUGUUUAAAGCGUGGUCCUAAGGAAAACCCGAUACUUUGGGAUUGUGUUACCGGUGCAUGGUGACACUAAAUUUCUACGGAAGUUCUUUUGAAGUGCGAGACCACGUUUGACGCCUGAUUGGACCAUAGUGGAUUAUAUACUGGUUUACAUUCACACACGGAAUGUAAAGUAGAUAGCACUGUUAUUUAGAUAUAUUCAGAAAACUCGACAAAUGUAAAGCCCAUGCCAAACAUCAAUAUGUGAUUGUGAACACAUAAUUGUGCACUAUGGUUCAAUAAUAAAGUCUAUGUUAAACAG
Molecule: messenger RNA, 648 nt
Organism: Haliotis rufescens (red abalone)
Lineage: Eukaryota; Metazoa; Mollusca; Gastropoda; Lepetellida; Haliotidae
Product: probable secreted beta-glucosidase SIM1
Exons: 7
Coding region: 36-341 (101 amino acids)
Source: RefSeq, a predicted model, not a curated record